CUAGGGUACCGUACGUACAUGUUUGAGACAGUGGUCUGCAGCCAAGCAAGCGCUCUGCUUUUCAUUCUUCUUUGUAUUCUACAGCAAGGGAGGUUCGCAGGGAGCUGCUGUUGAACUCGGUGGAAGCCAUUGCAAAGCUUAAAGACGAUUGUAGUCCAGCUUUUCAAGGGUUUCCGGCGUGUCCACCAUGGCGCUGUAUCCGGAGAGUGGUUACUCUUCAGGCCUGAAGCUGCCGGCCGGGGUGCGCAUUCGCGGCUCCAUCAAGCCUGGCUAUGAAACAGUUCUGACGCAUGAGGCUGUGGCUUUUGUUGCGGACCUUGUUCGCACCUUCCGGCCAAUUGUGCACUCCAACCUGGCUCUAAGGGCUUUGGACCAGGCCAAGUACGAUGCAGGGGGCCACCCAGGGUUUGACUUCCGGACUAAGGCCAUCAGAGAGGAGGAUUGGACAUGCGCUCCCAUGCCUGCGGCUAUCCAGGACCGACGGGUGGAAAUCACUGGGCCCGUGGACAGGAAGAUGGUCAUCAACGCGCUGAACUCUGGGGCUAAAGUCUUUAUGGCCGACUUUGAGGACUCUCUAGCACCGACCUGGAGCAACUUGGUGGAGGGCCACAUCAACCUCAGGGACGCCGUGAAUGGCAACAUCCGCUAUGAGGACCCGCGCACCAAGAAGGUUUACUCCGUCACAAACCCCAACCCCGCCAAAAUCUUUGUGCGGCCCCGCGGAUGGCACCUGCCGGAGGCGCAUUUCGAGGUUGAUGGACAGGCGAUCCCCGGGUGCCUGAUGGACUUUGGGCUGUACUUCUUCCACAACCAAGCGGCCUUCCGGUCGAAGCAUGGAGGCGCCGGGCCCUUCUUCUACCUCCCCAAGAUGCAGCACAGCCGUGAGGCUGCUGUUUGGAACGCAGUGUUUGAGCGCGCUCAGGACGCCUUGGGAGUGCCACGUGGCAGCAUCAAGGCCACCGUCUUGAUUGAGACCCUGCCGGCCGUCUUCCAGAUGCACGAGAUCCUCUAUGAGCUACGCCAACACUCUGCUGGUCUCAACUGCGGCCGCUGGGACUACAUCUUCAGCUUCAUCAAGACCUUCCGCAACCACCCCGAGCUGGUGAUCCCUGACAGGACGCAGGUCGGCAUGACGCAGCACUUCCUGAGCAGCUAUGCGCAGCUCCUGAUCCAGACGUGCCACCGGCGGGGCGUGCACGCAAUGGGAGGCAUGGCGGCCCAGAUCCCCGUGAAGAACGACCCCCAGGCGAACGAGGCUGCCUCCGCCAAGGUGCGCACGGACAAGCUGCGCGAGGUUCUUGCCGGGCACGACGGCACGUGGGCCGCGCACCCCGGGCUCAUUCCCCUGGUGUACCAAGUCUUUGACGCGCACAUGCCGACGCCCAACCAGCUGCACCGCCUGCGCGACGACGUCCAGGUGUCAGAAGCUGAUUUGCUGGCGAUGCCCGUGGGGAGCCGCACGCUGGAGGGGCUCAGGCUGAAUUUGAGCGUCGGAGUGCAGUACACCGCGGCGUGGUUGACGGGCACGGGUUCCGUUCCGCUGCACAACUUGAUGGAGGACGCGGCGACUGCGGAGAUCAGCAGAGUGCAAGUCUGGCAGUGGCUGCGCCACGGAGCCAUCCUGGACGGGGAGCAGGCCCCGGUGCGCGUGACCCGGGACCUCGUCGAGCGCAUCCUGCGCGAGGAGGUGGCCAUCGUGGAGCGCGAGCUUGGACCUCAGCGCUUUGCGGCGGGCCGCUACCAAGAGGCAGCUCAGCUCUUCGGGCAGCAGUGCACCGCCAAGGAGUUGGACGAUUUCCUGACCCUGGAGGCUUACAAGAGAAUCACCGAAGUGCGCCCCAACUCCAGGCUCUGAGUCCAACGGGUUAAGAUGGUUUAGAUGUAGCAGAGGCUUUUAGUUUGAUAUGGACGCAAGUCAGCAUUUAUGCCGACGGAUAUAUGAGAGCACUCAAGCAUACAUAGAUACAGCCGCAAUACAAAGAUACUUCACUAGCGACUUAUAGCGUUUAACGAGCAGACAGGUUUCAACUAUGCGUACUCUUGGAUCAUGACGAAAGGCAAUAUGUGUUUUUGCUAGACGGGAAAAAUGUCGUUACAUCGGUCAUGCAAUCAUUUUAGUGACAAUUAUCACUGAACAGCCAAGAUCAAAGCCGCCUGCAUGACAAGUGGGGCAACCUGACUACUGUAUACAUGUGCUGAAAGACACCAAUAGACCGACGUUUUUCUCGUCGGACGUUUGAUCAUUUUUGCUUCAUUUGGGCUAAGCCGAUGGAAA
Klebsormidium nitens is the source of this 2275-nucleotide messenger RNA. The record is from the annotation of a GenBank genome assembly. NCBI's taxonomy places the organism in Eukaryota, Viridiplantae, Streptophyta, Klebsormidiophyceae, Klebsormidiales, Klebsormidiaceae.